AUGGCUGAAAAUAACGGUAGCAACAUUAUCAUUUUGAGCUCAAGUUCGAGUUCUGAAAGUGAAAAUGAACAUAAAACAUUCAAAAAAAUUAGAAAAGUUAGGAAAAGUAUUCAGAAGAAAAGAAUAACUGAAGGAAAUCACAUUGAAAACAAUAACAAUAUUGAAUGUUUUACUAACUUGAACCAACAAAAUAAUCCUAAUUCGGCAGCUUCUUAUUCUAUAUCAUCAUCUUCAUCAAAAUUAUCAUCAUCUUCUUCUUCCUCAUCCUCUUCUUCGUCUUCCUCAUCUUUUCAAAAUAACUCGUUUGAAGAUGUAUACUUGGUGAAUGAACAAGAUGAUACAACCAAUAAUAGACAAUUGGAGAAAAGUAAAGAUGAAGAUAGUGACGACAAUGAACAGGUAAUUGAAGUAAUCGACUGUAAUAGUAGUACUAUUAGAGCUAAUUCUAAUACCUUUAGAAGAAAUAAUAGAACUCCAGUCUAUACACAUCCAUCCUCAUCAUCAUCCUCAUCCUCAUCAUCAUCAUCAUCAUCACUACCACACUUUCCUUCGAGAGGAAUUUUUAACAUGUCAUUAAAUGAAUUAUCGGGAAAUGUACCAAAUAAUUUCCCUUUACUUGGUAUAUAUUCUAAUAUUGUAAAUUUUCUAAAUAGAUCAAUGAAUUCUAGUAAUAUAAACAAUCAAAAUAGAAAUCAAGUAAUUGGAAAACCUGUUGAACUAACCCAAGAAGAAAAAGAAAAAGCUGCAAAAUUUACAUGUCCAAUAUGUUUAGAAGAUUGGGACAACAUUAUGUCAAGAACAUUAACUAUUAAUCAAUUUCUCCCUAAUAUUCGUACCCCUGUAGUUAUUACCCGUUGUGGACAUCACUUCUGCCUAAAUUGUGCAGGAAAUCUUGUUCAAAGAAAACAAAAGUGUCCAAGGUGUAGAAGAAAUCUUACUAAGAAAGAUUUCAUUAAUUUUUAUGUAUAA
This is a messenger RNA of Cryptosporidium ubiquitum, 969 nucleotides long. RefSeq names its product RING domain-containing protein. Bases 1 to 969 code for a protein of 322 amino acids. NCBI's taxonomy places the organism in Eukaryota, Apicomplexa, Conoidasida, Eucoccidiorida, Cryptosporidiidae. The transcript has a single exon. The record is from RefSeq and is a predicted model, not a curated record.